Anas platyrhynchos (mallard) is the source of this 1479-nucleotide messenger RNA. RefSeq names its product spindle and kinetochore-associated protein 3-like. The record is from RefSeq and is a predicted model, not a curated record. Gene Ontology annotation, biological process: mitotic cell cycle; chromosome segregation. NCBI's taxonomy places the organism in Eukaryota, Metazoa, Chordata, Aves, Anseriformes, Anatidae. Gene Ontology annotation, cellular component: kinetochore; outer kinetochore; spindle microtubule.
GGCGCCCCCGGCUCCUCUCAGCGAAACACGAGCGUGUCCGGGGAGUUCUUCGGCAAGCUGCGCCUGGCGCUCACGCUGGAGAGGGAGGCGAGGCAGCUGGAGCGGGCUCUGCGCCGGGAGGAUGAGGAUGAGGACUACGAAGAAGAAUCUCCAAUAGAUCUGCAGGACCUGCACGGAGAAAUCAGGACUCUGAAGGAAGAUAUUAAUGCCAGUCUUGGCAAGAGUCGUUCUGAAAGGCAAGAAAUUAAUGACUUUAUGAAGGCAAGUGAAAUAUUGAUGCAAAGAAAUGCAGCAGAUCUGGGAAUAAUAAGAGAGCUGUUCCAGAAAUAUGGCUACAAACCACGUGUCAAAGUCUCUACAGAGGAGCAGGAAGAGGAAGUUAACGGUGAUUCAAAGGUGUCUGCCCAGAAUAAAUCUGAUGAAGAAAAAGCAAAUGAUGUACCUCACCUUCCUACUUGUACUGAGAACCCACCGGUGCCCAGAGACCCACUGCGUAACCCCCAACUUUCAGAUUUUGGUCUUUCACAAUAUGCUUUCUCUAGGCCUUGGAGUGCAGUAAAUGGGCAGCAAGCAGCAAAUUCACAUCAAGAAAAUUCAAAAAUCAAGACUCCACUAAAAACACAUACCCCCUGUAUUUUGCCCAAAACACCAAAAUGUAUGCUCAAAAUGGAUGACUAUGAGUGUUUAACACCAAAACUUGAACACUUUGGCAUUAGUGAACAUACCAUGUGUAUGAAUGAAGAUUAUACAAUGGCACUUAUUCGUAAAACUGCUGAGACAACCAAGAACUUACUUAAAAAAGAUGAUCAUGCAGUGAAUGUACCAGAAACAACAUCCAAGGAAAUCAUGGUUACACCUGGGCCAAAAGCAGAAACAACAGAUGAGAAUGGAGCUGACUGUAUGACUUCUCCUUUGGUACCUGUGUUCUGUACUCCUGGUUUGAAAAUCCCUUCCAGGACAGAUAGUACAGUGUUACCCAAGUCACAAGAGAUAAACAAACUGCUUCUUCCUAAACAUACAGAAACGCCACCACCUCCAGAUUUUGAAACAAGAUGGCUCAAGGUAAAGCCAGGGGAAAAAGUUGGGUCAGUGACAGAAAGUGAUGCAAAAGAAAACCAAAACAUAGAAGAUAGCAUUCCUCCUACUGUGAGCUCCGAUGAGUAUCUUAAGCGUUUGGGAGACCCUUCUCCUCCUAAAAUAAAACAGUACGACCAUUUGCUCAGUACUCCUCCACCUCCAGAAAUAACAAGGAUACCAGAUGAUGUUCUACAGAUUCUGUCAAAGUAUAAUCAUAAAGUAGUAGACUCUUCUAAAGACAAGAAAAUGGAGACUAAGGCAGGAGGCACUACAAGAUUUGAAAGUGAUUCCACUGAUUACUGCAACAAAGAGAACAGAAAGCCAGUUGUUACUCAGCUGUUCCAGUACUCACGUGGUUGCAUGUGUCCCAUCAACAUCUGUAACUGAUAUCGGAGCUGCCCU